AUGCGUCUGGCUAAGUUCCUUGCUCUACUCCCUCUUGCCGCUGGCGCUCCUAGCCUCGCUAGACGAGAGGAGCCUGCUCCCCUUUUGGAGGCUCGCGGUGCUCAGGCAAUUCCUGGAAAAUUCAUUGUCAAGCUGCGAGAAGGCAGUCCACUUGCUGCUCUACAGCAGGCCAUGUCGCUCUUGGGCGGCAAAGCAGACCACGUCUUCCAGAACGUCUUUUCUGGUUUCGCUGCAUCCAUGAAUCCAGCCGUCAUUGAGUUGAUGCGCAACCAUCCUGAUGUCGAGUAUAUCGAACAGGAUGGCAAGGUGAACAUCAACGCUUACACCACGCAGACCGGAGCUCCAUGGGGACUUGGUCGAAUUUCUCACAGGGCAAAGGGUAGCACUUCCUACACCUAUGACACUUCAGCUGGCGAGGGAACCUGUGUCUAUGUCAUCGAUACUGGUGUGGAGGACACCCAUCCUGAAUUUGAAGGCCGUGCCAAGCUCAUCAAGACCUAUUACGGCAACAGGGAUGGCCAUGGCCAUGGCACUCACUGCUCUGGAACCAUUGGCUCCAAGACCUAUGGCGUUGCCAAAAAGACCAAGAUUUACGGUGUCAAGGUGUUGGACGAUAAUGGAUCGGGAACCUUCUCCAACAUCAUUGCUGGCGUGGACUUUGUUGCCAACGACUACAAGACCCGCGGCUGCCCCAAGGGUGCUGUAGCAUCCAUGUCUCUUGGUGGUGGUAAGACACAGGCAGUCAACGAUGCUGUUGCACGUCUCCAGCGAGCUGGUGUUUUUGUUGCUGUCGCCGCUGGAAACGACAACACCGAUGCCGCCAACACGUCUCCAGCCUCGGAGCCAUCUGUCUGCACCGUUGGUGCUAGCGACAAGGACGAUGUGCGAUCUACCUUUUCCAACUAUGGAUCUGUUGUAGACAUCUUCGCGCCAGGCACUGCUAUCCUGUCUACUUGGAUCGGCGGCCGCACUAACACCAUCUCCGGUACAUCCAUGGCCACUCCCCAUAUUGCUGGUCUGGCUGCCUAUCUCAUGGGCAAGGACGGAGCUGUUGCCGCUGGUUUGUGUGCCAAGAUUGCGCAAACUGCCACUAGAAAUGUUCUCCGCAACAUCCCCGCAGGCACCAUCAAUGCCCUUGCAUUCAAUGGUAACCCUAGCGGGUAA
[Torrubiella] hemipterigena is the source of this 1164-nucleotide messenger RNA. The record is from the annotation of a GenBank genome assembly. NCBI's taxonomy places the organism in Eukaryota, Fungi, Ascomycota, Sordariomycetes, Hypocreales, Clavicipitaceae.